UUGACGACGUCUCAAAAUGGCCGCCGGAUCGCGCGAGCCGGUCGGCAAAGAAGAUGUGGAGUGGAUUGUUACCUCCUGGGAUGAAUGAAAGUGAUAUUGAGUUGAGUUCUGAGGAUGAGACUACAUUGGAAAUCUCAAAACUUAGUUCAAAGGAAGAUAAGGGAGAUGGUGUGACUGAAGAAGUUGGGUUCUCUGUUUUACAUACUGGUGGGCCUAAAAAUGAGGCAGAGACAAAUGCAAAAAAUGCUGAAGAAGAGUGUCCAUCUGGCAUUCCCCGAAAUAUGUGGAAUAAGUUUCAAGAGUUACAUAAAAAGCAUUCUGAACUGAAAACCUUAACUAUUUCUACAAGCAAGGGGAGUAAAAGAAAACGUUCCAGAAAAGGUAAAUUGAAGAAUCAAGAAGAGUCUGACAGUCGACAGUCUUCAAAUGAAGCCCACUGGAAGGAACUUACUCAGUAUUUUGGAAUAAAUGAUAAGUUUGAACCCCUCAUAAGUAAUAGAGCUCUUCUGAAGUCAGGACUUGAAGUGAGUAUCGACAAAUCUGUGGCUGAAGGAGAUAUCGAAAAGGCAGAAGAACUCAGUAAUAGGUUAGCUACUCGAGAGCUUGGGGUAAAAAUUGCCAAAGCUGUUGCUUGCCGCAACUUUGUAAAAGCUAAAAAAGAUGCUGAAACUUCACAAGAGGCUCAAAAAAAGAAGAAACUUGCAUGGGGGUUUGAAGCAAAGAAGAGAUGGGAAACCAAAAGCAACAUGGGAUAUAUGUAACUAGGCCUUCAUCCUUCAAAAGUUAACACCCUUGGUAUCUUACUGCUCAAAGGGAGCCAGCUAAAUUUGAUACCAGUUAGGGAAAGUAAACAUCAGAUUAGUGGGUCAGUUCUCUCUAUUUUUUCAACCUUUUAAAAAAAAUGUAUUAUUUUGUUUAAAAAUUAGUUUUUCUUAAUAUGAAAAUAUAGUUAAGAAAAAAUAUAAGGAAAAUAAUGUGUACAUGCAUCAGUGCUUAAAGUAUUAAAGAAAUCAUUGAUAUGGAUGUACUCGCUAUUGGUUCACAUUGAAACCCCUCUUUCUGCCACAGAAAACAGUAUUUUUUAAAUUGCCAUGACCAAAGUAAUUUUGUCUUCUGGUGGCUUCCAUCUAGUAAUGGCCUUUACUUAACAAGCUUGGUUAGUCUGGUGAUCAGAACAUACAUACUCUGUAAGCAAGCCUUGCCCAAACUCACUGUAAUAGCCUUGCAGGACUCAGGAUCACUUGCACUGAUAAGGCAUCAGUUGAACUUUAUUGGAGUAGUAUAUUUAUAUACAGCGUAUUUGCUGUAUGUAAAUUUAUAUAUUGUAUACAUUUGCUUUUCCACCAUUUGAUGAAUAUUUAGCAAUUGAGAUCUAUGUAACUUAAGCAUUUAUGAAAUAUUUAUGAUCACAAACUCCUCAUAAAUUUUCUUUUUUAAAUAAUUAUAUUUAUUUGUUAGUAAGUAGGUUAUAAGUAUGCCUAAGCAUAUAACCAGACCAGCCAAGAAACAUCCUAUUCUAAUACAAGUGAUAUUUUAUUGUAGAAAAUUGGGUUUUGUUUUGUUUUUCCUAUGGCUGCCUGUUUUUUCAGUGAGUAUUUUAAGUAGCUUUGAGGAUGAAAAAUGUCAUACAGUUUGCUUUGGUUUAAAUUCUGCCUGAGAAUAGGCAUAGACUACUCAUGUCUCAUUGUCUCUUUUAUCCCAGUGAUUCUUUGAAUUUUAAUGUUCUCCUUAGAUGGCAUGUCAGUCAUGAAGUUUGGAUAUUGGUAAAUAAGUAAUCAUUUUGAUAUUAUUUGGAAAAUAAUGUUUUAAAUUCUUUAAA
Molecule: messenger RNA, 1819 nt
Organism: Trichosurus vulpecula (common brushtail)
Lineage: Eukaryota; Metazoa; Chordata; Mammalia; Diprotodontia; Phalangeridae
Gene: FAM204A
Product: family with sequence similarity 204 member A
Exons: 8
Coding region: 54-761 (235 amino acids)
Source: RefSeq, a predicted model, not a curated record